This is a messenger RNA of Taeniopygia guttata (zebra finch), 1992 nucleotides long. NCBI's taxonomy places the organism in Eukaryota, Metazoa, Chordata, Aves, Passeriformes, Estrildidae. The record is from RefSeq and is a predicted model, not a curated record.
UCUGCUCCCCCAGUUUGGCACCUCCAUCUCCCCAUCUCCCCACCCCAGUCCCCCCAGUUUCCCCAGUCCUCACCCCGCUGUGCCCCCACAGCCGCCGCCGAUGGCUCAGGACAACGCCGCCUUCUGUGGGGUCCCCGAGGGGGUCCCCGCGGGGGUCCCCGCCGAGGCCAAGCCCCCUCCCCCGCCCCCCCAAGCCCCCAAACGCCGCCCGUGGGGGGCCGGGGUGGGCGCGGUGGCCCGGAAGCGCCAACGCUACGUGGAGAAGGACGGCAAGUGCAACGUGCAGCACGGCAACGUGCGCGAGACCUACCGCUACCUGACCGACAUCUUCACCACCCUGGUGGACCUCAAGUGGCGCUUCAGCCUCCUCAUCUUCAUCCUGGCCUACGCCCUCACCUGGCUCUUCUUCGGCCUCAUCUGGUGGGUCAUCGCCUACAGCCGCGGCGACCUGGAGCACCUGGGCGACCACAGCUGGACGCCGUGCGUCAACAACCUCAACGGCUUCGUCUCCGCCUUCCUCUUCUCCAUCGAGACCGAGACCACCAUCGGCUACGGCCACCGCGUCAUCACGGACACGUGCCCCGAGGGCAUCGUGCUGCUGCUGCUGCAGGCCAUCCUGGGCUCCAUGGUCAACGCCUUCAUGGUGGGCUGCAUGUUCGUCAAGAUCUCGCAGCCCAACAAGCGCGCCGAGACCUUGGUGUUCUCCUCGCACGCCGUGGUGUCGCUGCGCGACGACCGCCUGUGCCUGAUGUUCCGCGUGGGCGACCUGCGCGACUCGCACAUCGUGGAGGCAUCCAUCCGCGCCAAGCUCAUCCAGUCCAAGCAGACCCAGGAGGGAGAGUUCAUCCCGCUGGACCAGACCGACCUGAGCGUGGGCUUCGAGACGGGCGACGAUCGGCUCUUCCUGGUGUCGCCGCUCAUCAUCAGCCACGAGAUCGACGAGCGCAGCCCCUUCUGGGACGUGUCACGGGGGCAGCUGGAGAGGGACGACUUCGAGAUCGUCGUCAUCCUCGAGGGCAUGGUGGAGGCCACAGGGUCACUCAGGUAUCGGGGUGCCCCCAGGGAUGACGUGCCAGGCGCGCAGCUCCUACCUGGCGGACGAGGUGCUGUGGGGUCACCGCUUCACGCCGCUGCUCAGCCUGGAGGAAGGUUUUUACGAGGUGGACUACGGCGGCUUCCACCACACGGUGCCCGUGCCCACGCCGGCCUGCAGCGCCCGCCAGCUGGCAGCCGCCGCCGCCCGCCGCGAUGCCCACCUCUACUGGUCCAUCCCCAGCCGCCUGGACGAGGCGGCGGCGGCGGGGGGCGAGGGGGACCCCGAAAUGUCCCCCCGCGAGAGCAACGGGACCUUGGCCAGCCCCGAGUCGCGGUGAUGCCGCCAAAAUCUGGGUGUAAAUACUGAAAAUCCAGCCCCGUUAGGAUGGUGGUGGUGGGUUUGGGGUGUCCCUGGGCUUUUGGGGUGUCCCUGGGUUUGUGGGGACGAGGGGGGACCCCAAAAUCCCCCAUGAGAGCAACGGGACCUUGGCCAGCCCUGAGUCGUGGUGAUGCCGCCAAAAUCUGGGUGUAAAUAGCAAAAAUCCCCCAUUAUGAUGGUGGUGGUGGUGGGUUUUGGGAUGUCUCUGGCCCUUUGGGAUGUCUCUGGCCCUUUGGGGUGUCCCUGUGCUUUUGGGGUGUCCCUGGGUUUGUGGGGACGAGGGGGGACCCAAAAAAUCUCUCAGGAGACCAACAGGACCUUGGCCAGCCCCGAGUCGCGGUGAUGCUGCCAAAAUCUGGGUGUAAAUAGCAAAAAUCCAACCCCAUUAGGAUGGUGGUGGUUGUUUUGGGGUGUCUCUGGCCUUUUGGGGUGUCCCUGGGUUUGUGGGGACAAAGGGAACCCCAAAAUCCCCCAUGAGAGCAACGGGACCUCGGUCAGCCCCGGGUCACAGUGAUGCCACCAAAAUCUGGGUGACCCUGUUUAAUAAAUCUCCCCCCGUGAGGGUGGUGGUGGCGGUU